Trematomus bernacchii (emerald rockcod) is the source of this 2482-nucleotide messenger RNA. RefSeq names its product BEN domain containing 5 (gene bend5). Gene Ontology annotation, biological process: negative regulation of DNA-templated transcription. The record is from RefSeq and is a predicted model, not a curated record. The transcript has 6 exons. Lineage: Eukaryota; Metazoa; Chordata; Actinopteri; Perciformes; Nototheniidae. Gene Ontology annotation, molecular function: DNA binding. Bases 89 to 1447 code for a protein of 452 amino acids.
CCCCCUAUGUGUAUUUGUUUUUUUGUAAUACUUUGUGAGGAAAAACUGUCAACCAUAUCCAAAGUGCAGGACCAAAGAGAAGUAAAUAAUGUAUGCUUUUGUUAGAUUCUUUGAAGACGAUAUGUGCUACGCGUUGCCCGUUUCUACAGUGGAAGAUUUCAGACCUCUGCACAGGACAGAUUUUGAUAAUCAGAAGGUGUAUCUGGUUCACAGAACUGAAGAGAAUGGCAGCAGUGCAGGCCAGCCGAGCGAAGCGCAGAUCCUUGCCCUUGCAGAUACAGUAGAGGAAUUUGAAGACAGUAUAAUGCAAAAGAAGAUGAAAAUUCCCAAGAUGUCCAUCAAGAAUUCAGGAAACUCAAUUGAGAACAAUUUUGGAGAGGAGAGAAUGCCACUCAGACAUAAAAAGGCCCUGUCUCAGGACCACGGACGGCCCCUUUCAAACUCCUCUAAGAGCCUCGCAGCAGUAGUGGCUCGCCUCGAGAGGAACGCAGCCAGCUCCUGUAUAGAGGGAGAGGAAGACUUGGAUGAGGACCGGCUGGGUGAAGAGGGAGAGGAUGCAGACGACGAAGAUGAAGAUAUGGAGGCAGAGCAUCAGCCUCAUCAGCCUCAUCAUCAUCCACCACAGCCACAGCAGCUUCUGGAGGUGGAAACGGACUGUGUGUCUGCAGCGGUGGUUCCCAGAGUCCUGUACGAGGAGCUGGUGCUCAGCUACAGGCAGCAGGAGGAGGAGAUGAGGAGGCUGCAGCAGGAGCUGGAGAGGACCCGCAGGCAGCUGGUGCAGCAGGCCAAGAAGCUCAAGGAGUACGGCAGCUUGCUGACAGAAGUCAAAGAGCUGAGGGACUUCAACAGGAGGCUGCAGGACGUACUACUCAUGAGACUGGGCAGCGAGCCUAUGCAUGACAAUGGCACUCAGACAAUCAAGGCUGAAGUUGUUGAACCCAUUGUUGAGGCGCAGGAGACGUGCCGAGAAGAAGCCAACACCAGCUCCAGCUACUCCCCCUCACCCAGAACAGUGUACACCUGCAACGAUGGGAAGGUACACCUAGGCGGAGGGAUCUGGGUGGAGGAGGAGAAGUGGCACCAGCUGCAGCGCACCCAGGGAGACUCCAAGUUCACAAAGAACCUGGCAGUCAUGAUCUGGGGGACAGAGACCCUGAAGAACCGCAGCGUCACGGGAGUGGCCACGAAGAAGAAGAAAGACGCGCUGCCCAAACCCCCGCUGUCCCCGAGCAAACUGAAGAUCGUCAGAGAGUGUCUCUACGACCGAGUGUCUCAAGAGACGGCCGACAGUGCGGAGAUCACGCAACGAUUGUCCAAAGUGAACAAAUACAUUUGCGAAAAGAUCAUGGACAUCAACAAGUCCAUCAAGAACGAGGAGCGGCGGGAGUCCAAGCUGCUCAUCAGACAGACUGUGAAGAUGGAGAGCUUCACCUACGACGGGAUGUAGGGAUCAGCUGUGCUCGCGCCGCUUUGGGGGAUGUUUGUCACACUUUCAGGAGUUAUUUUUAUUUCACACGUUGGAUUAGUUGUUAUGAAACGUUAAAAGAAACCCCUUCAAAGCUACCAGCGCCCAGGUUUCAGACAGCUUUACCCCGCAGCGAGAGGUGUGUUGGAUCUGAGUGUUUUUAUAAGCUUUACAGUGGGACUGGUACCGAGACAUGGGUCAUUAUCGUGUGCAUUUGUGUCAAACGGAGAGAUUAGAUGUAACUGUUAAAUUGAUUUAUUGUUCUGUGUCAGAACAUAGCUUUGAGUCCUUUACACUUUUAAAAAGUAAGAGGUUUAUUUCCCUGGAUAUAGUAUAUGUGAUGCUAUAAAGAUGAUGAUGCUAGCAUGCGUUAGAACUUGUGGAUAUUUUGGUGACUACUGACGGGAUGCUGUUGGUACUCCCUGCAUACAAUGGGCCAUCAGGGUCUUCAAUGCACAAGUCUUAAUUGAAAACAGCCAUAUUGUAUUUUGCAACGGAGAUUCUGUUGCUCUAAGAGAUUAAUUAUAAGUGUGUGCGCCCCUCAGCUGUAGGUCAGUUUAUUAAAAAGUCGACUUGCAGAGAUUAGAUGGAUAGUAUCAGUCUAUAUUAGUUUUUUUAUGUUUUAGGGUUUUGCAAUCAGUGAGGAAGGUUUGGGUGGGAUAUUGUUGUGUUAAUCUCACGAGUCACUUUGAGACGAUUUGACUGUUUAAUGAGUUGUAGCGGUACAGGCACGCUGAUGCCUAGAAAAGGCCUUAAAUGGAUUUGGCAAUCACCGGGGGCUGCUAUGCCUCUGGGUUUUCUAGUAAGCUGUGAUUGUAAAUGUAUAGCUGAAGCGACUUAGCUUCACCUGCACUUUGCUGUGAGAAUGUGAGAGGUGGCUGGCUACUAGGUACUAUUUACUGUGUGAUUCACACCGUUAGUUACGUGCUGCCUCCCCUCUUUAGUUAAAGGUCACCUAUUGUGCAAAAUCCACUUCUUCAUGUCUCUUCUACAUCAACAUGUGUCCCCUCUUCUUCA